UUCCGGUUGGAGCUAAAGCUAAGCCGAUGCAGAUACCGGUCGUCGACCUCUGCAGGCUUAACCAGAGUUCCGCGCAACGAUCUCUCAUGCUCAAAGACAUCGCUAAGGCGUGCCGGAAACACGGGUAUUUCCAGGUAGUAAACCAUGGAAUUAGCCAAUCAGUCAUGAAAGGUGCUCUUGAAGCUGCUUCCGACUUCUUUGCACUAUCGAAAGAGGCUAAGGGACAAUUUGCGUCAGAUGACAUCCGCAGACCAGUUAGAUACGAGACGGGCACAAAGGACGGAAAGGCAAGAUCUUUCCUGAAGCACUAUGCUCACCCUCUUAGCGAUUGGAUCCAUUUGUGGCCUGCAGAACCACCAAGUUACAGGGAAAAGAUGGGAAUGUUUGCUAUUGAAGCCAGGAAACUAGCGUUGCAACUGAUGGAUGCAAUACUAGAAAGCCUAGGACUGGGCCCGGCAUACCUGCGCAAGGAGCUCGAGGAGGGCAUGCAAAUGUUGGCAGUAAAUGGUUAUCCCCAGUUUUCCCAGCCAGAUGUCAUGGUUGGGUUGUUUCCCCAUUCUGAUUAUGGCUUCAUUACUAUCCUGCUCCAGAGCUGCAACGGCCUCGAGGUCAUGGACCACGACGACAAGUGCUGGAGAGCAGUCCCACACCAGCCCGAGGCCCUUCAUGUCCAUAUAGGUGACCAUCUAGAGGUGCUGAGUAAUGGUGAGUUCAAGACUCUAAUCCACAGAGUGGUUCUCAACCCCGACACUAGAAGGAUCUCAAUAGCCAGCAUUCACGGUCUUUCCAUUGACGAGAAGGUUAGCACCGCCAAAGAGCUGUUAGAUGGGCAGCAGCCAAAAAGAUACGAAGACAGCAGCUUUAGAGACUACCUUGACUAUCUUCACUGGAAGAUCAAAAACCAGAGGAGCUUCAUAGAUAGCCUCAAGAUCGGGAGAGCUUGACAUUACAUAUUCUUCUCUAGUGGCUAAAAUGUAGAAGACUACUAUUUUUUCUGGUUUGAAGCUUUGAUGCAGGAGUUUUCUACUUUGAAACUUUCUUAUGCGAGGAUAAUUUUCUCACAUGAUCUUUUGAGUAGAAAAGCUCGAUACUCCUUAAGCAUCAAAUGCGACAACUUAGUAGUAGUUUUUAGUUUUUCGAGUUUUUCUUUUGAUGGUGUGAGGAUAAUUUUCUCACCCCAUCCCUUGAGCAAAAAAGCUUGAUACUCCUUGAGCAUCAAUUACUGAAUCACCAAUCUGUCAAGUCUAGAAUGGUGUUUAUAUGUUAUCUAAUGUCUUAUUCAACUAUGCAAGUUGUAUAUGCAGUUAUGUACCCAACAGAGGAUCUGAAACCUUUUACACUCAUUUUGUUAGUCUUCUUAUGUGUUGAAAA
Messenger RNA from Ananas comosus (pineapple), 1371 nucleotides. Its product is annotated as protein DMR6-LIKE OXYGENASE 2. The record is from RefSeq and is a predicted model, not a curated record. The transcript is spliced from 3 exons. NCBI's taxonomy places the organism in Eukaryota, Viridiplantae, Streptophyta, Magnoliopsida, Poales, Bromeliaceae. The coding region runs from base 27 to 944 and encodes 305 amino acids.